GUUUGUUUACCUCGUCGGACCGCUUUGCUAAACCCUCGCAAAAAAACCUUACUCCAUCUCGAUGUGCAUGAAAAUGCUGCUACAUCAAUGGCGAUUUUCAGAUCAAUCGGAACCCUAAUUUCUCGAAAUCGUAAGCUCAAUUCGAACUAUCUCACUUCUUCUACAAUUUUCUUUACCCAACAAUUUUCGUCUUCUUCAUCGUCAACGAUACCAUUGACGCCGUUACUUAACUUUGACCGCCGGCGCCGCCACCGCCACUUCCUCUCUCCGUUCGCUGCCGCCGCUAAUUUUUGUCCUCUUUUCCUUUCUUCACCUCCUUGUAAGCUUUCUCAGUCUUCAACUUCUCUACAUCUUCAAUCCGAUUUCCUUCUUGUGUUUCCCAGAGUUAGUUCUCUUAGAUUGCAAUUUCCCUACAAGUUAUGCUUUCAAUCGACGCAUAGAUUGCUAAAUGGGAGAAAUGAGAAGCAAUGGAAGGAGUCUCAGCUGGCUGUUGAAGUUAGGGAUAGUUUCCUCAAUUUGCCCAACUUCAUUUCCUUGAGUAGAAUGAUAUCCGGUCCAUUUCUCGCAUGGAUGAUUAUACAUGAUAUGUAUCUUCCUGCAUUUGUUGGGCUAGCUGUUUCUGGGGCAACUGAUUGGCUAGAUGGGUACAUGGCUAGGAGGAUGGGAAUAAAUUCUGUUGUUGGUUCUUACCUUGAUCCUCUUGCUGACAAGGUUCUUAUUGCAUUUGUUGCUCUGGCAAUGGUAGACAAGGGUCUUCUUCAUCCUGGACUAGUUUCCCUGGUUGUGCUGCGUGAUGUGGCCCUUGUUGGUGGUGCGGUAUAUAAAAGAGCUAGCAUUUUAGAGUGGAAGUGGUCAAGCUGGUAUGAAUUCUUCAACCUUGAUGGAGCCCGUCCUCAGAAAGUUGAGCCUCUUUUGAUAAGCAAGGUAAAUACAGUUCUGCAAUUGGCCCUUGUUGCUGCAGCUCUCCUUCAACCGGAUCUGGGUAAUGCGGAAACUCAAACAUAUAUCACUUACCUCAGUUGGCUAGUAGCCAUGACAACGGUAGGUUCAACUGCGGCCUAUGGAGCACAACACCUUAGGGGUGGAGCUACAUGGAAGAACAGACUCUAAUUGGAUACCGAAUAC
Messenger RNA from Solanum stenotomum, 1125 nucleotides. Its product is annotated as cardiolipin synthase (CMP-forming), mitochondrial. Gene Ontology annotation, molecular function: cardiolipin synthase activity. Gene Ontology annotation, biological process: cardiolipin biosynthetic process. Bases 88 to 1110 code for a protein of 340 amino acids. The transcript is spliced from 8 exons. NCBI's taxonomy places the organism in Eukaryota, Viridiplantae, Streptophyta, Magnoliopsida, Solanales, Solanaceae. Gene Ontology annotation, cellular component: mitochondrion; membrane. The record is from RefSeq and is a predicted model, not a curated record.